AUGGCUGAAGCCUCGGGGGCUGCUGGCGAUUCUCGAGCCGUAGAGAAUCAAAAGUUUAUUAGACGAGCUACCAGAUAUGCUCGCCUUCUGAUCUGUGCGGAGCCCACCGCUGUUGACCUCACGCUUCUCAGCGUCGGUAUGCUAGCUGCGAUUGCCUCUGGUGUGCCCUUCCCUCUCAUGGGUAUCCUCUUCGGUCAAUUGGUCGACAACCUCAACUCUGCGUCUUGCAGUGCAAAUUCCCAAAGUGGGCCAUCGCAUCAAGCAGAAGUCAAUGACAAGGUUCUCAAAGUGGUGUAUGUCGGAAUCGCCUACUUUGUAUUGGUGUAUAUAUACGUGGCCUCGUGGAAUUUGUUUGGUGAACGUCUCGCCCAGAGGCUUCGUGAGCAGUAUUUCAAAAGCUUAUUACGGCAAGAUGUUUCCUUCUUCGAGGAAAUGCCAGCAGGGGAAGCCGCUUCGCGACUUACGGGGGACAUAACCACCAUUCAGCAGGGAACCUCUGAGAAAGUCGGCAUUGUCCUCAACAGCGUUUCUUUCCUCAUCACCGCUUAUAUUGUCGCUUUUAUUAAGGACGCAAAACUUGGUGGAGAGUUAGUGUCUCUAACACCGGCAUACCUACUUAUGUCGCUUGUAGGCGGUUAUUACACACAGAAGUAUGCCUCUGUUGUGUUGACAAAUGUGGCUGGAGCGGCUUCUGUUGCGAUGGAAUCAUUAUCAAAUGCAACAGUUGUGCAUGCUUUCUCAGCGAAUGCACAGCUAGAAUCAAAAUUUGCGGUCCUCCUGGGCAAUGCAAAAGUGGCUGGAAUUAAGAAAGCAAUUGCAGUAGCUUCCCAGUCCGGAUUGCUGUUCUUCAUUGCAUACUCGGCGAAUGCCCUUGCAUUUUGGCAAGGCUCGAAAACGAUUGCAGAUUCAAUUGCUACUGGGAAUUCUGGAACAUCUGUCGGGACCACUUACACAGUAAUCUUUAUUCUAGUCGAUGCUUCCUUGAUCCUAAGUCAGGUAGCUCCGUUCCUCCAAAUCUUUGAUGCAGCCGGCGCCACUUUCGAAAAAUUAGAUAAGGAUAUGAACCGUGAAUCAAAAAUAGACGGUACAGUAGACGAUAGGGGGUUGACUCUCCCGAAUUCUGUCGGUGACAUCGAAUUAAAGAAUGUCUCUUUCUCUUUCCCGUCCCGUCCCGAGAACGCCGUGCUUAAGGGUGUCUCAAUUUCAUGCCCAGCAGGAAAGCAUACAGCAAUUGUUGGUCUGUCUGGAAGCGGGAAGUCAACUGUCGCUGGGCUGAUUACGCGUCUAUAUGAUCCAACAGAUGGAGAAGUGCUUUUUGACAGCCAUAACAUCAAAGAACUCAAUGUCCGGUCCAUACGAAGCAACUUCAGCCUUGUUCAGCAAGAGCCCUCCCUUCUCGAUCGAUCGAUCUUGGAGAAUAUUGCUCUAGGUUUAAUUAAUUCCCCAGCCCAUUCUCACUUGACCGCCACUUUGUUGGGGCAGAAACUAUCUGACGUCGCCGCUGCCAUCAGGGAUGGACACGACCUAACGCGAGCGGCACAAAUCCAAGGCCCAGAGGUCGUCGAAAUCGUGGAACUAGUCCAGAAGGCCGCAGCACUUGCUGAUGCUGGUAUAUUUAUCGGCCGUCUGAAGGAUGGUUAUGGUACGCUUGUCGGUUCAAGUGGUAGUUUAAUUUCAGGCGGUCAAAAGCAGAGAAUUUCCAUUGCCCGAGCUUUGGUUAAAGGCCCAAAACUUCUGAUCCUUGAUGAAGCUACUGCCGCCCUGGAUUCCGCCAGCCAACAAAGGGUACAGUCUGCAAUUGAGAGCGUAAUGGGCGGGAAAACCUUGAUCACCAUUGCCCAUCGCCUAUCCACCAUUCAGAAUGCAGAUAAUAUUGUUGUUAUGAAUCAAGGUCAAGUUAUUGAGCAGGGGACGCAUACAGAGCUGAUUACAAAAGAUGGAGCAUACGCUGGUCUUGUGCGUCUACAGAAUCUCAACGCACAUCCAGAGCAGGCGGGAAUCUCGAGCGAGACGCUAAUGGUGGAGGAUUCGAUAGAAAAUGUAUCUGAGAAAGUUACCCACAGUUCCCCUGUUGUAGAAGGCAGACUUGAUGAGAAGCACUCGUUUGAGGCACCCACACCGAAGGAAGAAGAUUCCAAUGGUAUAAACACGAAACGCUCCAUAUUGUCCACGCUUAGAGCUCUCGGCCCAAUGUUCCGUCCAUAUCUUCUUUUCGUCCUUCUAGCCUUGGUCAGCGCUGUCGUUGUAGGUGGUACGUAUUCUGCAGCUGCAGUCAUCUUCGGCAGCACGGUCGGCGAAUUAAGUCCUUGCAAAAUGCCAGAUUCAAUCAGAUCUGCGGGAAGAUUUUUUGGAUUGAUGUUCUUCACCCUCGCCAUUAUUGAAUUUUUUGCUAAUCUUGCAAGUUGGUCCGCGUUUGGAUUGAUUGCCGAAAAAAUCACGUAUAAAGUCCGAGUUCUCUCUUUCAGGGCUCUAAUGGAGCAGGACCUGCAAUGGCAUCAGUCUGACGGGCGGAGCCCCACUCUCCUCCUCUCGGUCAUCACCCAGGAUGGUAAUGCGCUGUCGGGCCUUACUGGGUCUGUGGUUGGCUCCAUUGUUGCGAUUUUGGUUAAUCUGGUUUCUGCGAUCGUCCUAUCUCACGUCAUUGCAUGGAAAAUUGCAUUGGUUUGUCUUUCUGUUGUUCCUCUGAUGCUUGGUGCGGGCGUCAUGCGAGUAAUGACGAUGACACGAUUCCAAGCACGGCACGCUGAAUCAUUCGCAAAGUCGCUUGGAAUAACAGUCGAAGCAGUCAGCCUCAUCAAAACCGUGUCUGCCCUAUCCCUGGAACAUGAAAUCUUGAAAACAUAUAAGCGCUCUUUAAAAGGCCCAGUCAAGGAAAUUGCGCAGCAAAGCGCCUAUGCUAACCUUUGGCUAGCAAUUGCAUACGGCCUCAGCAAUUUUCUGUACGCACUUGCCUACUGGUGGGGAGCCAAACGAAUCAUUGCCGGCGACUAUUCUCAAACUCAGUUCUUUAUUGUGCUAGUGGCUCUUCUCGUCAGUGCACAACUUUGGGGUCAGAUGUUCACACUGGCGCCAGACGUAUCGCGUGCUUUCACUGCAUUAGCUCGAAUUAUGAACCUCCUCGACCUGGGAUCAACCAAAAAGUUCUCUAGCCCGAUUCAACCGCUCGGGAGAGGUCUCAAUGAUGUUGAAGCCAAUGCCGAUUCAAAGGAGAAACUCUAUAGUUUAAAUCACGGAGGCAUCGGUGUUUAUUUUGACAACGUGAAAUUUUCCUAUCCGGCCCGUCCAGACGUCCCGGUUCUCCAUGGUCUUAAUCUCCGUGUCAAACCCGGGCAAUUUGCAGCACUGGUUGGUCCCAGCGGUGCAGGAAAGUCCACCAUAAUAUCACUUAUUGAAAGACUGUACUCGCCGAGCUCUGGCAGCGUCCAGAUUGAUGGCCAAGAUAUCUCCAAACGCGAAGGUGUCUCAUUCCGCGAUAAUAUUUCCCUUGUUCCUCAGGAUAGUGUGCUAUUUGACGGCACCAUCAGGUUCAAUGUUGCCCUUGGGGCAAGGCCUGGCCAUAUACCAACAGAUGCGGAGAUUGAAGAGGCAUGCCGGUUGGCAAAUAUUCACGACACCAUACGUAAUCUACCGGAAGGGUAUGACACGAAUUGCGGACCUGGCGGAAACAAAUUAUCAGGCGGACAGAAGCAGCGACUUGCAAUUGCACGCGCGCUCGUCCGGAAGCCCCAGCUGCUGCUCCUUGACGAAUCAACAAGUGCACUCGACGCAGAAUCCGAGCAACUGCUUCAAGCUGGCCUAGAGACAGCAACCCGAGGUAUCACUGUUAUCGCCAUUGCGCACAGACUGUAUACUAUCCGAAAAGCAGACGUUAUAUUUCUCAUUGAGGAUGGAAAAUGCACUGAUCAGGGUACUCAUGCAGAAUUGGUGGAGCGAAGCGAGAGUUAUAAGAUUAAUGCUCUGCAUCAGGCAUUUGAAUGA
Molecule: messenger RNA, 3978 nt
Organism: Paracoccidioides brasiliensis Pb18
Exons: 3
Coding region: 1-3978 (1325 amino acids)
Biological process (GO): transmembrane transport
Cellular component (GO): membrane
Molecular function (GO): ATP binding; ABC-type transporter activity; ATP hydrolysis activity
Source: RefSeq, a predicted model, not a curated record